Mycena citricolor is the source of this 3582-nucleotide messenger RNA. Lineage: Eukaryota; Fungi; Basidiomycota; Agaricomycetes; Agaricales; Mycenaceae. The record is from the annotation of a GenBank genome assembly.
AUGCCACCAUCGUCGGAGUACAUUUGCGAGCGUUGCCCGCUGGCUAAUGGUCGGAAUCACCGCUUCCCGAAACUGCAACGCCUGGCGCAUCAGGCCGCCAUUGUGCGUUCACUAGAGCAGUCAUCUCCGGCGACCGUGCCAUCGGCAGAUCGCCAUCAACCUCCAUCGCCUGUGCUUGACAAUGAAUUGAGCGAGGAGAUCAGCGGACUAUCCAUUCCCGAAGCUCAGUCAGACGCCCCACAGGAUCCUGUCGACAUGGAACUGCAAAGGCUAGCCAGCCUCUUCACUGGGCUUGUCUUGCUGGACGACGGUGCUCAUCCCCAUCGUCAAACGCACUCCAAGCUCUUCAGCUCUCGGGAUGAAUAUCAAACCGAUGUACCUGAAGUGCCGACCGCGUUCACGCCGAUCCCACCCAGUGAGGCUCUCGUCGGCGUGCAAGCAAUUCUGCAGGGCCAAUCGUCUCCUCUGCGACCGACAGUCGUCGACACCCAGAAAGUCAAUUCGAAACUCCUGCAGGAUAUGCUCUCGCGAAUUCGUGCAUCCAGCAAUGAACUCGGUAUCCAGAGGGCUCUCGAUUCGGAUGCCCAAACGGUCGGUGCCUUGACGAUUGCUGUCAACACCGCAAGCUCUGUCGUCAUUGAGGCAGGCCGUCUCCUCUCUAGCGUCAAUUCAGCUGGAGACCAAAACCCUCGCAACUCGAAGAGGCAUGCUCGUGCAUCGCAUGCGAACACGGAUGUUUUGGCAAAACAAGUGCAGGACGAGGCGAUGGCUCUCGACUCUCUCGUCGAUGUCAUAGGUUGUCUUCUUCCUCCAGAUACGAGCGAAGUGGAGUACGACACUGCGCAUCAUUUUGACAAUCCUAUCGCUAAAUUCAGUGUUGUGGCCCAACUCUCCAUCCUCCUGGCCCUUAUCUGCCACGUCGUCGUAGGAAUCAGCAAUGACCCAGUCAAUCUCAUCAUCACAUUUGAGCACGUUCUGAACGAACUGCCCACCUCCCUCGAGACUGCUCUCCGCAGGUUCAAGAUUGACCCUGCGACGAUUGUUUAUGCGAUGUGCCCAAGUUGCCAUCACACACACGCAGCGAAGAAGGACCGUCUCAGUGCGGAAGCUUCUUAUCCGGAGCAUUGCCAAGGAUACAUUUAUCCCCAGCGAGGAACCCGCCAUGUCUGUGGGACUUCCAUUCUGGCACUGGGGCAUGGGAAGAUGCGUCCAAUCAAACCGUUUGUCUUCAGCUCGUUCGUCGACUACAUUGCUGCCACUCUAUCUGAUCCUGAACUGGAGCGAAUGUGCGAGAAAGCAUGCGACGAUGCCCUUGCUGCGGUGCGCACAGCCAUGUCCAAAAAUCCAGACGGACCUCUAGCAGAAGAACAAGUGAACAACGUUUUCGAAGCCGCAUUCCUUCGAAGUUUUCCAGGACCUGUACCUGGCAAGCUCUUCAUACAACGGGAGGGUCGUCUCCGUCUCGCAUUCCAGGCCAUGCUGGACUUCCUAAACCCCAAUGGAACGCGCAAACGCGGUAAUCACGACUCCAUCGGGAUCCUUGCCGUCGUCAACCUCAAUCUCUCCGAGGAUAUUCGUUAUCGCCCUGAGAAUAUGUGGCUUAGCAUUAUCCUUGGUCCCAACGAGCCUAAUCACGAUCAAAUCGACAACUACCUUCGUCCACUCAUUGACCAGUUUGUCAUUGGCUGGGAGCGAGGCUUUCGUCUUUCCCGCACAGCGCUUCACGCCACCGGUCGUGAUGUGGAUAUCGCGAUGGUCAUCAAUGUCAACGACCUACCUGCUACUCGGAAGGCUCAAGGUAUGGCGGCCGCCAACUCGAAUCACUUCUGUUCCAUGUGCGAUCGUUUCGGGAUCCACUGUAUGUACGACACGGACUUUUCCACGUGGACGCGCCGCAAUAUCUCCGUCCUCCGUGCUCAAUCUCAUGCAUGGCGAGACGCACCGACGCAAUCUGCCCGAGACGCAAUCUUUUCGGAGUACGGUGUGCGCUGGUCUGAAUUCUGGAGACUUCCUUACUGGGAUCCGACUCGCAUGGCAGUUGUCGACUCCAUGCACUGCAUCUUGGAGGGACUGGUUCAUUACCACUGUCGUAGAGUACUCCGAAUCGAUACUAAAGUUGCCAAACGCAAAGAAACCAUGGGCGCCGCAUUCGAACACAACUGGCCGGACUACGACGCUACAAUCUGUCAUCCACUGUGUGUAUUGAAGAAAGAAGCGAAAGAACUACCGAUGAUCCGUACCAUUCAGCAACGGCUUGUGCAGCCGUUACUUGUGGAAGACGCCGGCGAGGACAGCGAUGAGGCGGAACAAGAUGAAGAUGUGGACAUGGACGACACUUCCGAUCCGCGAUUUGUUCCUGCGGUCACUGAAGAGGAGAUGCGUGAGCAACUAAUGAGGCUCAAUCUCCAGCCCCUUCGCUGGGUAGUUCAUUCUCUCGGUCUCAACACGGAACCAGCUCGUAUCUCAUCCAAGAAGCUGUGUUGUGAACAGCUACUGGCUUGGCCCCUCACCAAUAGCACAUAUGUACCACGCGCCAUCAAUCUGGCCAAUAUCCAUUUCAUCCAGCGUGUGAUCGGAAAGACCACGACGCCAGCCUGGGUAGAUUCUGUUCCGUCCAAUUACGGUGAUAGCAAUGCGGGCACCAUCAAGGCAGCCGAGUGGCGUAUCCUCUCGACUAUCUACCUUCCCAUUGCCCUCGUUCUCCUUUGGGGUGACAAUCCUCUGGACUCACAAUCACCUCCAGACCCGCAACACACACGUCUGAUACAAAUGCUCGACCAUACGAUGGCAUUGUUCAGUGCAGUCAUUCUCGUCUGUCGGUACACUAUGACACGCUCGCGCGCAACCAAAUAUCGGGCUUUUCUGAAGCAUUGGGUCGACACUCUCUACGAAAAUCAUCCGCACACCCGAUCCCAUCCCUUGCGACCAAACGUUCACAUGGCAUUCCACUUGUACGACUUCCUCUUACUCUUUGGUCCCGUCAUUUCCUGGUGGUCCUUUCCAUUUGAAGGUGUAAUCGGGCUUCUUCAGAGGAUCAAUACCAAUAAUCAUAUCGGUGGAGAACUUGAAGCCACGUUAUCACGAUCCUUCCUGCGCGGAGCAAGCAUCCGUCGCUGGUUGCGUCGAGAUGACUGUCCACCAGUCUUCCAUGAGCUGAAAGCCCUCUUCGAGAAAACCUUCCCAUCUUACAAUACGCCUUUGGACUCUGCUCCCCUCGCCAACGAUGGUGAACGUGCGCAUUACAAACGAAACGGCAUCAACUUCUCUCGUGCCAAAACACACUUAGGAAACAGCCUUGUUCUCUACUAUCCCCACAAGUCGAGACACGCCAUUGCUGGGAGCAUUGAAGUGAUCUCUAUGCGUGGUGAAGAUGUCACGUUCAGGAUUCGACGACAAGCACCAUUGGCUCCUGGUAUCCAUGAUCCAUUCGCUCGCUAUUGGCCGUACUUCCCUGCACGCACGUAUUCUUCUUCAAUGAGCGAUACAGUAGACUUGAUCCCCCUUCACAAUGUUAUAUCUCACUAUGCGCGUUUCAAUUUCUCUGAUGGUCGAUGCGUUGUCCUUGAUCUAGCCACUAGUUAG